AUGGGAGGACUGGUGCAGCCGGGGGAUGUCGAAGUCACGCAAGGAAACGGACAGUGUGCCUCCUCCUGGGACAUGGACCUGGAACGACGAAACACAAUCUCUAGAGUUCACUUGUUUUACUAUCUCUGAUGGGAAAAAGAGGAAGAAAAAAGACUCACAGACCUCUACAUACCAAGAGCGUAUUAGAGAACAUCUAUUAAAAGUUUCACAGUGCAUGUCUUCAGCCAAAGGAGGGAGCUCUGGUCUGAGGAAGAGGGCAGGACUGGAUGAGCUGACGGCGUACAAGGAUGCUACACGAUCAUCACAGAGAGACUCGAUCACUCUUGAGGAUGUUAAACAAGUGGCACUGUCAGCGAUGCAGGAAAAAGAAGCACUGCCUGUUCCGCUUUGCUUUUCGGUUGUGAUUAGGAGUAAGGAGCUGGAUGAGUUCCUGGUGGCUCUUCUGCUGUACCUGCACUGCUACUGGCAGAAAAAGGCUCUGGAGGAGAGGCCCAGGGCCCCCAUGGAGGACCAGAGCAUAAGAGAGCAGCAGAUAAAAGCAGAAGCAAGCGUUAAAGUGGAGCUGGCCAAGAAGCACCUGGCCUUCUGUUACUCCAGUCUGGUCCUGGGGCAGGGGCUCUCCCAACAGCACCACAUGGCCUGCGGCAGGAGCAGAAUGUCAUCCACAAACAGAGAUAUGCUUCUGUAUGAGUGUCUGUACAGCUUCCUCUGCUAUGUAGCAUGGGUCACCUUUGGAAGGCAGAAUCUAAAGGACAUUCAGACUGAGAUUGGUUGCCUGAUGCGCCCUGACAUGUUCAAUCCUGCCCUGAGAGCUCUAAGGAACAAACCAGAAGAGGAAGAAGAGGAACAUGAGAAAACCCAGAAAAAGAGUCAGUCUGCGACCAUCCCAAGCAUCAGGAAGCCUCGACAUGGGCCAGGCCUCGUCUCCGUGUUGAAGGGGUGCUCACCUGUCAUGAGUUCCAUCCUGCCUUCCUUACGAGAGAAAGCAUCUAACGUGUUCCAGAGCUUCAGCCUCCACAAGCAGGAGUCAGAUGUGCUCAUUGAUACAGAUGUUCUCAUGGAGGAGCUCAGACAAAUGCUGGAAUCAUGCAGCUUUGGAAUACUGGGAAAACCUUUGAGCCACUUGAGUCACACCGCAUCGAUGCCUCAAGAAGCCCAUGUCAAUAGUGAAGAGUUGGACCAUGAAGACCAGGUCCAGGAUGAUGAUACCAAUGAAAAUCAUUUAACAAAUAAUAAGGAUAGAAAGACCACCUUUAUGCACCAGACAUCUGCCAUAAUGACAGGAGAGAAACACAGCAGCUUAAGUCGGGCUCACACUGUGACCUCAAGAGCCACCACAGAGGCACCGCUGUCAGAUACAGAAUAAACAUGCAUCCAGGUUGUGAUGGUGGGCCUACAGCUAAUGCCUUUAUUCUGAGCUCUGCGCUUACUGUAGCAUUGAAACAUUGAAACAAAGGAAAGAGCAGCCAAAGGGUUGGGCUGCCAUAACUCACCACAUCUGGCAAUUCAUUUUUCCCUCACCGUUCUGCUGUCAACAUCCCCCUAUAAAAGGUGAGAGUGAGUGAAGUGGGCAGGUGGGGCUUUGGCAUGGUCGAUUACAACGCCUGGGAUAUAUUAAGGUCAGCCAAAGCUGAAGGUGACGAUACUAGGGAAGUGGUUCGGGAUCGAUAGGGGCCCCUACUCUGCGUGGCUCCUGGUGUUGAUGAACAUUCUGAUUGGUCCGUGACUGAGGUGAGACCCAGGAGAGCUCAUCUGGCUUCAGCAAUGCAGUGCCAUCAACAUUCUAUUACUCAACCCCGAUGAGAUGUUCAACUCCUGCUAUCGAAGCUCUGCACCUCAAUGUGGAAGCCUUUCUCCAAGUGUGUAAGAGCGUGGAUGAAGUUCACAGGAGAGGCACAGAGGGACCUACUUCUCUAUGACCUCAGAAGAAGGGGUACUGGCAGGUAGCCAGUACAGGAACAACAAUCUUUUCAUCCAGGGUAUGAAACACCUAGCUUCAGCCCAUCUACUUAGCGGGAAUUGUGGGGUGUGGAACACCAUCAAUUAUGGCAUCAAAAGCCUGUUCACCUACCUUGUGCAGCACGACAUCCCUAUCAACCCCCGGAGGCCCGCCAUUGCACCAGCAAAGCCGGGGGGCCCAAAAUACUUAGUGAUGGCUUCAUACUAUACGUAGAUGAGUCCAGCCAUAUCACCAUGGUUCCCAAACCUGACGCAUUCAACCAGCCAUGCAAUGACUUCUGGCGACCAAACCAGAUUUCAGAGUUCACUGCGUAACCCCUUCCGCAAGUGAAUGACCUCAUUGAGCGGUUGGAAGAGGUUAUUUCAGCUCUGGAUCUCAACAAAGGGGUAUUGGCAGGUAGCCAGUACAGGCAGACAACUCCACCCCAACCUUCAGAGGAGGAGCGAUGGGAAUGUGGAAAUGUUGACUAACCUGUGAAAAGUAUUGUAGAAAAUGGAGAAAGAGUACAAGAAAAAAGCAUUUGAUGAGUUUCUUAGGGGUGAUGAGAGUAGAAAGCAGGAUUUAAACUGGAAUAAAGAUAAAGAAGAUCAAGACUAGAAGAUGGUGGUAAUGCAUCAUAGUGAAUGCCAACCACCGGUAAGCACCAAGAAGACUGGUGACUAAGGCAUCCUCUGCACUUGCUCAUGACCCUUUGGCUCCCUGUGUCUUACCUUAGACCUUGACCAGUUGAAAGGAUCCUCAGCACUGGGAGCCAUGCCUACCUUCAACCACCUCCUUGGCAUUCUUACUUUCAGCCUUGGAUGACCUUGACUGACACAUACCCACGCUGCGCCAUUAUCUUUGCCCACUUAUCCGCCAGGACACCCUCUGCCUCAUCAUUGAACCUCUUUUUAUAGUAUUGGGUGCAUGGAGAAUCAUUAUGUAGCUCUUGCCUCAAAACUCCAGGGUUGGGUGUUUGAAUCUUGCCUUUUGUUUGUGUUGUUGUGUUGUAUGUGUUG
This is a messenger RNA of Clarias gariepinus (North African catfish), 2958 nucleotides long. Its product is annotated as protein phosphatase 1 regulatory subunit 36. Gene Ontology annotation, biological process: negative regulation of phosphatase activity. The record is from RefSeq and is a predicted model, not a curated record. NCBI's taxonomy places the organism in Eukaryota, Metazoa, Chordata, Actinopteri, Siluriformes, Clariidae. Bases 26 to 1366 code for a protein of 446 amino acids. The transcript has 11 exons. Gene Ontology annotation, molecular function: phosphatase binding.